Molecule: messenger RNA, 1379 nt
Organism: Cydia fagiglandana
Lineage: Eukaryota; Metazoa; Arthropoda; Insecta; Lepidoptera; Tortricidae
Gene: TAR2
Product: probable G-protein coupled receptor No18
Exons: 4
Coding region: 40-1377 (445 amino acids)
Biological process (GO): adenylate cyclase-activating adrenergic receptor signaling pathway; cell-cell signaling; phospholipase C-activating G protein-coupled receptor signaling pathway
Cellular component (GO): plasma membrane
Molecular function (GO): alpha1-adrenergic receptor activity
Source: RefSeq, a predicted model, not a curated record
UUUUCUUUUCAGAAAAUGCUGCAUCAUCGAAAGUGAUUCAUGCUGUCCCUCUCUGACCUCGAACUAUACAACGUACAAUGGAACAGCACAAACCUCACCAUACAUACAGGCGACGUCGAAGAAAACUCGACACAAGUGACACAGCCAACCCUAACAGACACAAAGUGUAACAGUAAUCUAACUGACUGUGAAACGGCGUACGACACGUUCGAAUACGGUGUGGUUGUGCUACUGUUAAUGCUCAUAGUUGUGACGGUGAUCGGCAACACGUUGAUCAUUUCGGCCGUUGUGACGACUAAACGGUUGAGAACUGUGACGAAUUGUUUUGUGACGAGUUUGGCGGCCGCUGAUUUGUUGGUGGGGAUUUUUGUGAUGCCGCCGGCGAUUGCUGUGCAUAUUACGGGCAAAUGGGAACUCGGCUGGAUCCUCUGCGACAUCUGGAUAAGCUUGGACAUCCUCCUCUGCACCGCAUCCAUCCUCUCCCUCUGCGCCAUCAGCGUGGACCGCUACUUGGCUGUCACGAGGCCGCUGUCGUAUUCUAGAAGAAGGAGGUCCAAGAAGUUGGCGCUGACGAUGAUCUUCUUCGUCUGGAUCUCGGCUAUGGCUGUUACUUGCCCGCCUAUGUUUGGAUGGUACGAACCAGACCACAACCAAGGUGGAGUGUGCCGUUACAACCAGAACCCCGGCUACGUGGUGUUCUCCGCUAUGGGUUCCUUCUUCCUGCCCAUGGCUGUGAUGGUCUACGUGUACGCCAGGAUAUCCUGCGUAGUAGCCAGAAGGCACCACCAGCUGUCUACUACCACUAAAUGUAGUAAGAAAGGCAAGCUCUCCUGCAUCCGAACCGAAUCCGAUUCCGGAUCGGAUAAGCUCUCCCUACGGCAGAGUGCCUCAAAACAAACAUCAAAGUCCACCCAACAAAGCGACUGCUCAUCGCAAACCGACAAGUGCCCCUGCUGCUUCCACGCAGACAAAAAACGACCUAAAGUCAGGAAGGAGAAAGAGUCAAAAUUCUAUAACGAGGUCACGUUCAAAGCGAACUUCAAAUAUAAGAAUACGACCCGACAUCGAACGCAUUCCAUUCGAGAACAUUCGGAAAAUAACCGCGUAUCGUCUUUGAGGAGAGAAACGAAAACUGCUCAAACAUUAAGUCUAGUCGUUGGUGGUUUCGUCGCUUGCUGGCUGCCAUUUUUCCUCUACUAUCUGCUGACACCAUUUAUCCCUUCCAAUUAUGUUAAUCCAGUGUUAAUGUACAUUUUGACGUGGCUUGGAUGGUUUAAUUCCGCCAUCAACCCAUUUAUUUACGCGUUCUAUUCCCCCGAUUUUAGGUUAGCUUUCUGGCGGCUGACCAUCAGAAAAUGUACGAGGAAUAAACGCUAAUU